Messenger RNA from Knipowitschia caucasica, 480 nucleotides. The record is from the annotation of a GenBank genome assembly. Lineage: Eukaryota; Metazoa; Chordata; Actinopteri; Gobiiformes; Gobiidae.
AUGUCCACCGCCGUCCAACUGGAGCCCGUUCUGGAGACGGUGUAUGACGGAGUGGGACGCUGCAAAUGCUCCUUCUGGUUCGCAGUGGCUCACGACGUUCUGGGAAUCUUCAUCAUCAUGAUCGGAGUGUUCGGAGGCCUGGCCGCGCACGACUUGUUUGUCUACGCCGGGGCCAUCAUCAUCUUCCUGAGCCUCAUCUGGUGGAUCUUCUGGUACUCCGGGAACAUCGACGUGCCUCCCGAAGAGCUGGAGGACGACGUGGGACAGCAGAAGCUCAAAACCCGGGGACUGAGCCGUGUGGCGAGGAGGGUGUCCGACCGGCUUUCCACCGGAGUCAGGAAUUCUUUCAGGAAAACUGGGAAAGUCAACACUAGCACAGCAGCUGCACGGAGUCAAGAAGAGACGCUUGCGAGGGUUUUUGACGCCAAUAUGAGCGUAUCGCCUCCAGCCCAAGUCACGAGAGACUCACUGACGAUAUAA